AGGAAAUCACAGGUUAGUGUGUGAAUGCGGAAUGAAAAUGUCCUUCCAAGCCAGGAGAAAGCAAUGAAAAUGCGGAACGCUGCAACACUGAGACGUGGAACUCGAAGCUCUGUUUGUGGAUGAGUCCUGCUGAUCUCCAGUCAGUGUCACGUCCAGCCUAGAGGCCAGAACUGAGCUCCGGGAUACGUUUGGAGCGACUCGGAUGUGAAAGCAUCUGCAGGAGGGAGGGGCGGAGCUGAGAUGUCAUUCAGAAGUGCCGAGGGCAUGUCCAUCAUGCAGGCCUUAGCCAUGACCGUGGCUGAGAUCCCUGUGUUCCUGUAUUCUACCUUUGGACAGUCUAUUUUCUCUCAGCUGAAGCUGAGUCCUAGUCUGAAGAAGGUGCUGUUCGCCACGGCACUGGGCAGCGUCGCUCUGGCACUGACCGCACAUCAGUUAAAGAGGCGGGGCAGGAAGAGGAAGCAGGUGGCCAGUAAAGAAGCACAGAAACCUGUGGGCAUCCCAGAACAGCUGCUCCGAACCAGCCGGCCGGCCUCGCUCAAGAGAGGUCCGGUUCCAGGGCGGCAGAUGAUGAGUCCCAGCACCCGCAGUAAUGACACGUUCAGCGGCGUCUCGUCUCUCGCACAAAGCAAACACUCCAGCUCUUCGCACAGCAUCGCCUCUAUGCGAGUCCCCUCCUCUCCCAACCAAUCAGUAAACACUGGGAUGCCGUGGGAGGCGGAGCCAGUGGCGGAGGAGGCGGGAGUUGGAGAGGAUGCCAAUGCUGAGAACCUGUAUCUCAUGGGUAUGGAGCUUUUUGAGGAAGCUCUUCGGAAGUGGGAACUGGCUUUAAACAUCAGACACAAAGCUCACUCCGGUGCAUCGGGCUCUAGCAGUCUCGCCCCGCAAGGAUCAGAACUCGUUGAGCGUCAUUCGCCUGAACUUCAGAAUCAUCAGUUUGCGGAGAAGCUGGAAUCUCUGCUGCACCGAGCCUACCAUCUACAGGAAGACUUCGGCAGCACCAUCCCUCCUGACAGCCUGCUCGCUGAUCUGGAGAGUGAAGGAACGCUGAUUCUGCCCACAGUGGGAAGCUCUUAUCCAAUCCAAGACGACGAUGCCACGACAGUCACGUCGGACGACUCGUUUUUCUCCGCCGCUGAGUUGUUUGAGACGUUCUCACUAGAGGACACGUAUCAUCCGCUGAAGCCGGCAGCUCUGUACGAAGAAGCCCUGAGUUUAGUGAGAGAUGGAGACGUGGCCUGCAGAUCACUGAGAACUGAACUCCUGGAGUGUUACAGCGAUCAGGACUUCCUUGCCAAACUGCACUGCGUUCGACAGGCCUUCCAGGUGCUGCUGCUGGAUGAGAGACACAGAAUAUUCUUCAUGGAAACAGGGAAGCGGAUGAUAUCUGGACUCCUGGCCAAAGCCAACAAGAGUCCAAAGGCGUUUCUGGAGAGUUAUGAUGACAUGUUGCAGUACACGCAGAAAGAGGAGACGUGGCCGGUCACCAAGAUGGAGCUGGAAGGACGAGGGGUGGUCUGUAUGAACUUCUUUGACAUUGUGCUGGACUUUAUCCUGAUGGAUGCGUUUGAAGAUCUGGAAAGUCCUCCGUCUUCAGUGGUCGCGGUUCUGAGGAACCGAUGGCUCUCGGAUAGUUUCAAGGAGACGGCAUUGGCUACAGCCUGUUGGUCUGUCUUAAAAGCCAAAAGGAGACUGCUAAUGGUCCCUGACGGUUUCAUUGCCCAUUUCUAUGCCAUCUCCGAACAUGUGAGUCCAGUAUUGGCUUUCGGGUUUCUGGGCCCCCGACAGCACCUCAGUGAGGUGUGCACCAUAUUCAAGCAACAGAUCGUGCAGUAUCUGAAGGACAUGUUUGACCAUGAUAAGGUGCGUUUCACAUCCGUCCCGUCUCUGGCCGAAGACAUCCUCAGUCUGUCCCACAGACGGGCGGAUAUCCUAGUGGGUUACCUGGGCAUUGACAGUCUACCUGAGACCAAUGGAGCUCUACCCAAGAGCCCUUGCCAAGACAACAGCGGUCAUCCGGACGUCAGUGGACAGCAAGACUGAGGUGCAGAAUGCUUGAUGACCUAAUCUAGUUUUAAAAAAGCCCAGGUCUCAUUUAGCUAUUCGUCACCGCCGACCAAUCAGCAUGACUGUAAAGAGUUCACAGAACUGCAUUCGCUUAAAUGGCGUUACAGCUACAGUCCCACUUCAUCCAAUAUUUAGAGAGACUGACUCAUCUGAGGUCUUUUCUUGAUUGGCUUCUGCAAAUUUGCGUUUGCCACUGAAAAAAAUCCAGUGCUGCUAUCUAGACACCUGAAUUUUAUGAACCGGGAUUUGCCCAGAUUGACGAAUGCUUUGGAAAUGGAUUCUUUCUGAAACCACUGAGGAACUCGCCAUGAUCUGAAGGAACUGAAUAAAAACCAAACUUGGUUUUAGCCAAACGUUCAGCCUCGUUUUGAGUUGCAGCUCUUCUGAAUCGAACCCACAUGCCUCUUUCGUCAAAAAACUAGCUUUUGUUUGUUUUACAGGCCGUUAGUGUGUUGUUGAGCGUUUAUUUUUUGUGCCAAUGGCCAAAUAAAGUCUUGCACUGAACACAAUGAAGAGGGAGAAUCAAGACAGAUUUAUGAACUUUAGUGUAAAUCUAUCAGCACAUUUUAGAUGUGAAGGCAGUUUAAGAGAUUUCAAAGAGAGACUCACACAGGAAGUGCGUCAUUAAAACAGGAUGUAGCGGUCCAGAUCACAUUAACUGAGCUCAAUUGUGUCCUCUGAGAGUUGCUGUAGCCCUUGUGGUUUGUGCUGUUGGUUUAUUCUCACCCUCACAAUAUAUCAGUUACAGUGUUCAUCAGAGCGUAAUCCUCGGAUAUUUAAGUCAAUGAAAUGUAGUUGUUGGUGUGUUAUAUUUUCUGUCAUCAUAUGUCAUUCUUGAUUUAAACACCUUGUUUUGUUCAUCAAUAUUCAGGCGUGCUCAUGGACUAAAAUGGCUGAUUAUCUACUAUUCUAUUAUAUAGAUAUUCAUUAUGUAUUAUAAAUUUAAUACAUUAGUGGUAUUGGGUCAAAUAUGUCACAAAUGUAGAGCCGUCACUAUUAGGUGAGUAGGAAUGAUCAACUUCAUAUAUGUGGCAAAUAAAUGUGCUUUAUUUUUUUUUUUAGUGAGUUCAAACCUUCAAGCUCUGGUUCCUAAACACUAUGAACUGCAUCUGUGCCAUUACGAUAAUUUCAACCACUACUUGAUUUUGUGAAUAUAAACAAAAAGAUGCGUUUACAUAUUGUGCGUAUACACAUUUGAAAUAUAUGCUAAAGUGGAUUUUUUGUUUGUUUUUGAGGGACAUAUACUAUUUAAUUGUUUAUGUUUUUAUAUAUAUAUAUAUAUAUAUAUAUAUAUGCAUAUGCAUAUGUGUGUGUAUAUAAACAUAAACAAUUAAAUAGUAAACCUAAACAAUGGCACAGAUGCUGUCGAUUAGUUCAAAAACAAACAACAAAACACAUUUGCUAGCGUCCUGCAGGUCUUUUGAUUGGUCUGUUAUAUGGUAAUAAAUUUUACCUGCAAUAACGUAUAAUAUAGUCAAGCAAAACGUGUUAAUUAAAGUUCUAAUAAUUUUAGAAAAUAAGGCCAGUUCUGGUCAUUUUAAACAGAAUACUCAUGAAAUGUCUAAAACAAUCCUCAAAGUCACUGAGCCUUGACAAAACUUGACCAUGUUCCUUAAAGGAUUAGUUCACUUCAGAAUUAAAAUUUCCUGAUAAUUUACUCACCCCCAUGUCAUCCAAGAUGUUUAUGUCUUUCUUUCUUCAGUCAAAAAGAAAUGAAGGUUUUUGAGGAAAACAUUCCAGGAUUUUUCUCCAUAUAGCGGACUUCACUGGGGUUCAACGGGUUGAAGGUCCAAAUGUCAGUUUCAGUGCAGCUUCAAAGAGCUCUACAUGAUCCCAGACGAGGAAUAAGGGUCUUAUCUAGAGAAACGAUUGGUCAUUUUCUAAAAAAAAAUAAAAAUGAUAUACUUUUUAACCACAAAUGCUCAUCUUGCACUGCUCUGCGAUGCGCCAUGCAUUACAUAAUCAUGUUGGAAAGAUCACACGUGACAGAGGCGGAAGUACCGCGGUAGGGCGAAAAACUCCAUCUCAUUUUCUCUUCCAACUUCAAAAUCGUCCGGCAUCAUUGAUUUACCUUUUUUUUUUUUUUUUUUUUUUGGUAAAGACCGUUUGACUUAGUCUUCGCACGUUUGCUUUGUAGACACUUGCUCAGUACUUCCGCCUACGUCACGCGUGACCUUUCCAACAUGAUUAUGUAAUGCGUGGCGCAUCACAGAACUAGUUCAAGAUGAGAAUUUGUGGUUAAAAUGUAUAAAAUUUUUAUAUUUUUUUUAGAAAAUGGCUGAUGGUUUCUCUAGAUAAGACCCUUAUUCCUCGUCUGGGAUCAUGUAGAGCUCUUUGAAGCUGCACUGAAACUGACAUUUGGACCUUCAACCCGUUGAACCCCAGUGAAGUCCACUAUAUGGAGAAAAAUCCUGGAAUGUUUUCCUUCUUUUCGACUGAAGAAAGAAAGACAUGAACAUCUUGAAUGACAUGGGGGUGAGUAAAUGAUCAGGAAAUUUGAAUUCUGAAGUGAACUAAUCCUUUAAUUGUGCACAGGAGGCAUUUGAGAAAUUAGAUAUUAGAAUCAUUAUAGUGUUUCUUUUGUCCUCGUAUUGACUAUUUAAAACUGGCCUCGCCAGUGUUGGGUGUAUUGCACUUUAUUUGUUAAAAAAAAGAGAGAUACAGAUGUCCAUUUUCUUUGUUUUUAUCAAAAUAUACAGUGGUUAACUACCUUAUAUGUAGAGUAUUUUUUAAUUUUUUUCUGUUUUGCUAUUGAAUUUAAUCUUGUUGGACAGAUGUAUAAUUUAUAUGAACUGAAAUGAAAAGGUAUUUAAAACGUGAAUGGAUAUGGGUUUUUCUCAUUUAAAAAUCGGUAAAAGACCUUGUUUCUAUAUAGUAUAAAAGAAGACGUUGAAUGACAUACUUGAGCUUGAGCAACAGUCAGAAUCAAGGUUAUGAGUGUUGUCUUGUGCCUCUGUUUUGAUUGAUAUAUUCUUCUUUGUCUUUAUGAAAAACACACUUUUAGAUCUCUGCACUGCUUAAAUUAAAAUCGUACUUUUUUGUGAUUCAAAACCAUUUCCACCAACUUAGAUGCAAAGAUAUAAUUCUUAAUAAACUUGCCAAACACAUCUUUAUUCCUCUGAUCGAUAUUAAUUAUUGUUAAUUGGAUAACCAAGAUUGUGCACCUGAAAUUUCACUUAAAUCAUAAACAGGUUUUUCUAGAAAAACCGAAGGUUAAUUUUUAUUUUUAGUGUUCUAAUGUGUUUAAAAUAGACAGGCCAGACUGAAGGUAUAAGUGAGGUUGUAAAUGUUCAUAUCAUUCCAAGGGGUUUCAGUGAAUAAACUUUCCAACACGCUGUUUAAUCUGCUGCAUGAGUUUUGGGAGAAGACAUCAUGAAAUAAUGUUUUGACCUGUGCUGCUAUAUUGCUAUUCUUUUUACUUUUUAAAGCUCUGAAGCAGUCACUUGUGUCCCAUUUUGGAAGCAUUGGUCCUUCUAAAGAUUAUUGAUAUUUGAUGUAAUUAUUAAAGAUUCACCAGUGUGCUAAAAGAGUUACUGACUGACAGUAACCGAUUUUUAUAUUAGUUCCUGAAUGCUCAAAUAGAUGUGCCGUUUCUCAUAAUAACCGAAUCAAAACAAAGCACCAAGUAGAAGAAAGAUAAAGGUGUCUAUAUGGAAUUGUAUGGGAAUGUUUUCAUUGAACGGAGUUGUUAUUUCACUCCACAGCUGCUGUACCCAGAUAAUUCACUGUCUAAAAUGUUAGAAAUGUGUCUAAUGAUGGCCAAAGAGGACGAACCGGGGUGGUGGAAACAACUUUGAAAGUCUUUAUUUCUUUGAAACUUUUUGGUGUGUGUAUUUGUGUUCUUCAAAUGCCUUUUUGUUCUUACAAAUUAAUGACGUUUCAAUCAUUGUAUUGGUUUACUGUGUCAUUUUUGCCUUCCCUAGCCAACAUAAAGUCUUUCUUUUUUUC
Messenger RNA from Ctenopharyngodon idella (grass carp), 6012 nucleotides. RefSeq names its product mitoguardin 2 (gene miga2). Gene Ontology annotation, biological process: mitochondrial fusion. Lineage: Eukaryota; Metazoa; Chordata; Actinopteri; Cypriniformes; Xenocyprididae. The record is from RefSeq and is a predicted model, not a curated record. The coding region runs from base 241 to 2040 and encodes 599 amino acids. The transcript has 16 exons.